GUAAAAAAAAAAAAAAAAAUUAAAUAAAAAAUAAAGGGGCUCGUCAGCCGAACGAAGGGAGUCUGCUGGCUCCCUGACGCGAGCCAAGAUUCUAUAGAUCCCGAGACGGAAUCAUUAUUUAAGGACGUUUUUUGAGCGUUUCGGGGACGGUGGCUGUUUCUUUUCGUGGCAUGACUCAGCCUGGCUGCUAGAGGGCUUUUUAACCAUGAUUGUUCCAAGCCAAGGUACACCAGGAGCAGUGUGGUAGCCAGCUGUCCCAAAUUGAGUGUUUUCUGGCUUUGAUGCGACCCGAGUGUGCCUGGAGCAUGUCCACAGUGGGCCUGACUGCCCAGGAGACAUCUUUUCCCGUAGAACACCCCUUCCUGCGGGGCGGGUACUGUCGUCACAGCAUGGCCGGAUCCAAACCAUCGUGGAACUUUCGCCACGAGCUGGACUUCUACUUUAAUCUGAAAUCUGCACACGCAGAUCCCAGCUCUCAUGGGCAGCAGAAGGGUCCGCCAACUCUAAGUUACGAGAGACACAAACACAGCCACAGCACGCAGAAGUUACCUCCCAAGACGUCCCGGCCUUCCCACCUCUCCCUGUCCUGCGCCUCCGAACCCUCCACCCCAAGUCCGGCCGAUGACGACCAGGUGGUCCCCUCAUUCCAAAGGCUCUCUGUGUGUAGCAGUCCGCCGCAGACCCCCGACAGGUGCUCCAAGCCCCUCCCCCCCAUCCCGCCGCACAGGAACAUGUCAGCCGGGCAGGCCAUGGACAACGAGGUGGAAUUUUUUCCCAGUGCGGACGAGAGCUGCUGCCUGGUAUCACAUCAGUAUUCCAAACAUUUUCGACACGGGGUUUCCGGUCGAAGGAGCUUCAGGGACUGCGGGCAGGACAACCUCGCUUACUACGAUGGACCCGUCGCGCCGCAACGCCCCGUGCCCCAGCAGGUGCUGCCUCCGGCGCAGCCCCCGCAGCUGGAAGUGAGUCAGGAGCAGCAAGUGGUCUGUCAGAGACCACAGGACAGAACUCAGAGGAAACUACGGCGUACUCAAUCUGGACCGGCCGGAUACAAACACUCUCAACUGCGCCUCCCCUGCCACUACACCGCGGACAGGUCGGUGGUUCCUCCCCCCGUCCCGCCGCGGACAAGCAAGGCGGCGGACCCUCGCCGCUGGUCAGCCGAGGUGUCGUCCGGGGCGUACAGCGACGAGGACCGACCGCCCAAGCUGCCCCCGAGGGAGCCCUUCCGCACCCCCGGCCUCCCCAAGUACUUCAACGGCGUCAUGCCCGCGACCCAAAGCUUUGCACCGGACAAAAACUACGUCAGUCGGGGUUUACAGAGACAGAACAGCGAGGGCUCCCCUUGCAUCCUGCCUAUCAUAGACAACCAGGGGAACAAGGACAGCAACACUCACUACUACCUUCUGCCGGAACGGACCAACUUUGUGGCCUACCCUUGCCCGGAAAAGCUACUGCAGGCUAUGGGAAGUCCGUUGGCUGGCAAGACGGACGUAUCGGACUCGGAGUGGGACUGCCACACGAGGAGGAAAGCACACGUGGAUCUAGUUUGAACUGCUGCUCAUUUUUUGUUUGAAGCCGUUAUGUAUUGUACGACACCAGGGUACCCCGGGUAUCCGGUUUACUGCUAGCGGUGAGCGCCAUCGCCCCGGAGGUUGCGUUCGGCGCUUUCGACCCUGUGUUUGGUGUCAUGUUGGCAGUACGGUGUGAAAGGUGCAAGCGGGCCUUGAACCUCCCACAGUUCAGUGUUUUAGCGUCUGGAAGGUUGAGGAAGUUCAGUAUGUUCAGUGUCGGGGCUUGAAAACGCUGCUUUUGUGCCUCACCAGGGACACAAUGUGACACCUAGUCUAUCAAGUAGGGAUGGACGAGGUAAUUGAUUGCUCAUUAAUCCAAUCAAUUAAGGCAAGGUGGAGUGCAGUACUCGGCCGCAACCAGCAGAGGCGCUAUUGGAAUCAGUCGCAACUCGGAAAGUCAUGGAAAAAAAUAAAAUAGUUAAAUUACCCUCAGCUCAAAGCCCAUCCCUCAGAUAUGAAGAUUGUAGGGUCAAAUGAAGGAUUCUAGCAGACAAAGAGCUACUGUAUGUUUUUUAAUCGAUACGACACCUUUUGAUUUUUUGUUUAAUGAUAUGUCAAACGCUCGUAGCUCGGCAUGUGUCAAGUGCAGCUGCCGUAGCGUCCUCUCACACAGACCCUGUAAAACAAACGCCUCAGAGCCGUGGCAGACAUCACAGUAGCCAAAAGACAUCUCUUUCACACAGAUUCUCUGAAAUAGCCGCAUCGGAGGAGUGCCUUUCACACAGAUUCUUUAAAAUAGUCGCAUCAGAGUUGUGCUUUUCACACAGAUUACGCAAAAACAAGAUAUUUCCGCGACUGUGCGCUUUCACACAGCAACACAUCUUCUGAUUCUACUACUCCAAAGUCAACCCGCAAAAACGCAGAAUGAUGGCGGCUUUCACAGUUUGUGUAUAAGGGGCUGUCGAGAUUUGGAAAAUUCAAGAGGAUCCUGCCUUUUUUACACAGUUCUAGUCCGAGUGAAUUUACGGUCCAUGUGGUCUCGGUCACGGCUCUGGCCGGCACAUUUGCAGGGCGACUUUGAGGACCGUUUGUAGAGAAGAGCAAACUGGAAAGAAUUCCAGGCAGAAAGAUGGUGGCUUUUCCAGGCUGUGUGAAAGAGGCUGUAGAGAUCCUGCGAAUUGACACAUCAUAGGCAUAACAAAAUAAUGGAUUUUUGCUUUUCAUGCAGAACCUAGCAAAUCAAGAUAUUUGUGUGAGUGCGCUUUCACAUAGUAACACACCCCGGCAACCCAAAAAAAAGGCAGUCUGUGUAAAAGGGGCUGUGAAUCGACACAUCAGAGGAUCUGGCUAAGAUAUUUCCGCGACUGUGCGCUUUCACACAGCAACACAUCUUCUGAUUCUACUACUCCAAAGUCAACCCGCAAAAACGCAGAAUGAUGGCGGCUUUCACAGUUUGUGUAAAAGGGGCUGUCGAGAUUUGGAAAACUCAAGAGGAUCCUGCUUUUUUACACAGUUCUAGUCCGAGUGAAUUUACGGUCCAUGUGGUCUCGGUCACGGCUCUGGCCGGCACAUUUGCAGGGCGACUUUGAGGACUGUUUGUGGAGAAUCGCAAACCGGAGAAGCCCAGGCAGAAAGCUGGUGGCUUUUCCAGGCUGUGUGAAAGAGGCUGUAGCGAUCCCGCGAAUUGACACAUCAUAGGCAUAACAAAAUAUUGGAUUUUUGCUUUUCACGCAGAACCUAGCAAAUCAAGAUAUUUGUGUGAGUGCGCUUUCACAUAGCUACACACCAAAAAAAAGGCAGUCUGUGUAAAAGGGGCUGUGAAUCGACACAUCAGAGGAUCUGGCUUUUGCUUUUUAGGCAAAAACAAGAUAUUUCCGCCACUUUGCGCUUUUACACAGCAACAUAUCUUCUGACUCUACUACUCCUAAGUCAACCCGCAAAAACGCAGAAUGAUGGCGGCUUUCACAGUUUGUGUAAAAGGGGCUGUCGAGAUUUGGAAAACUCAAGAGGAUCCUGCUUUCUUACACAGUUCUAGAAUUUACGGUCCAUGUGGUCUCGGUCAUUUGCAGGGCGACUUUGAGGAGCGUUUAUAGAGAAUGACAAACCGGAAAGAAAAGAAGCCCGCUGUGUGAAAGGGGCGACGUCGAGUGUGAGGUGACUGUAUUUGUUACUUUGUGUGCGUGCGGAGGUGGCCCGAGUGAAUGCAUCCUUACUGAAAUGUGUGUUUUUAAUGUCGUGGUCAAGCUGUGAAGUUCUACCUCCCUCCAGAUCCAAUCCUCUAUUUCACCUAGUCCGCCUUUUUUUUUUUUUUUUUUUUUUUUUUGUUAUCGUCUGCUGCACAGCAGUGACAGAUGUCAUGUUGUGUGCAUGGUCUUAAAGCCACACGGGGAGCGUUGUCACAGACUUUCCUGUUCUCGUACAUUCCUGCCUUACAUGAUUGCAGUGGGUGUGGUCUGACAGACUUUGGCUGCUGGCAGCCGAGAGGAAAAAAAAAAAAAAAGAAACAAGAAAAAAAGAAAAAUGGAUCUUUUUUGAAUUGUAUUUUUUAUUAGAGUUGUUGCUCAGCCAAGUUGUAAAUGUAGCACACGUGUUGAAGUUCACUUUGGGCUCACUAAAGGUCAAUUGAAGUCUACUUUGUGUUGUGUUCUUUUCCCCCCCUUCGCUCCCGACUUAAAAAGUCCCGACGACAAUAAUGUUUACAUCACACACUGGUACUAUUUAAUCUUAAAGGUAUUGAACGGUCUUAUGAAAGGACGGCGAAGAAGUGAAGAGGAGUAAAAAACAAAUAAAAAAAAACAAGUAAUAAUCUCUGCUGUGGUGAAGACAUGCACUGGGAGAGUCUCGUAUGCUGUGUACAGUAUUUAACUAUUCCGUUUGUAGUCUUUUUUUUGCAAAGAAAUAAACUUUAUUUAUGAA
Messenger RNA from Nerophis ophidion (straightnose pipefish), 4430 nucleotides. RefSeq names its product ERBB receptor feedback inhibitor 1a (gene errfi1a). The record is from RefSeq and is a predicted model, not a curated record. Gene Ontology annotation, cellular component: extrinsic component of cytoplasmic side of plasma membrane. Gene Ontology annotation, biological process: regulation of keratinocyte differentiation; negative regulation of epidermal growth factor receptor signaling pathway. NCBI's taxonomy places the organism in Eukaryota, Metazoa, Chordata, Actinopteri, Syngnathiformes, Syngnathidae. Bases 282 to 1553 code for a protein of 423 amino acids. The transcript is spliced from 5 exons.